AUGAACCACCAUCCACCAACGUCACCAACAACCAUCAGGUACAGGUAUAACUCCAGACACGGACCAACCAUGGCACCAACCAGCAUCAACCAUGAAACACCAUCAACCACCAUCACCAGUCACCACCAUCACCAACCAUCAGGUGUGGCGUUACGAGAAGCACAACAGCACAAGCGCCUGACCGUAAAUCUCCACUCCCCGCCCCCUAUCUCCCCCCUCACCCCCUGGCAACCCUACCCCUCUCCCCCCUUCCAUCUCCUGCCUCACUACAAGCACCUUCCACUGGGCAUGUGUGUGGACGGUGGCGGUGGCUGGAGACAGGAACCAGGCCCAACCGUGUGGCGUCACUCCGCACUCAACGCUAUCUCUAGCUUCUUCAAUAUCGUCUCUGGGGAAAGGUUCCGCCAAAGUAUGAUCCAAGUGAAGUCGAGUUUUCUGAUCUCGUACAAGCACAUCCGACCAUUCCACCUCCUCGAAUGA
This is a messenger RNA of Knipowitschia caucasica, 480 nucleotides long. The record is from the annotation of a GenBank genome assembly. NCBI's taxonomy places the organism in Eukaryota, Metazoa, Chordata, Actinopteri, Gobiiformes, Gobiidae.